AUGGUCAUCAUCGCCGUUCCACCACCAGGGGACGACAUUGUCGACGUCCUCCCCGAAUCCAAUGCUGUAGAGAAUACCACCGAGACACUACCAGACAAUAGAAAGCUCACCGUCAGCUUGCCCAGCCUUGACCAUGACCACGGUUAUAGCCGCCCUGGCUCGAUCACCGUCGCGCACGGAAACACCAAGGAUGCCUUGACCCUGACCCUCAACCGCACUAUCCGCGUUCCGGACAACCAGGAUAUCAAUGCACUACCGCCAUCCUGCGGCCAAUUCCCGCUCUACCGCGUUCGCGACUACGCACGCAACCUCCCUGACAACAUGGUGCAGAAGGGCGGGCUUUUCUUCCCCAUGUACCAGCGCGAGGCCAUGUGGAUUGCCUUCCACGCCAGCCACCCUUUUGCCAUCAAGAUCUACGUCGGGGGUGUCAAUGCCGUCUCGGGCUUCCCAAUGACAGAAAACGAUAAGACCCGCCAGAAGCGCGCUCGCAUGUUGCGCGCCUCGAAACAGAUCCAGGACUACAUGGUUGUCCCUGGGCAGCCCUGGCUCGAUGGCAUCGUCUCCGAGGACGGCAAGAUUCGUCAGUUUGUCGCCCAGCCCAAGGGCUCCGGUUUUGCCGUUGAAGCCCAGGUGACCGGCGAGGAAAAGGUCGGCGGCAUUCAGAUCGAAAUAAUCCCCGCCAAGCGCAACACCCCUACCCAGUUCGACGUUCGCUACGAGGACCGCGAGCAACGGGUCGUCACACGCAUCUUCAAGCUAGCCGACCGCGGCAUUACCGCCGAGAGCACGUGGGAAGACGUCAAAAAGAUCAUCCGCGAUGAGUUUGACAUUGCGCUGAACGACCAAGUCCUCUCUGACCACAACGAAAGUGGCGCCUCGGCUUUUGGAUCUCGCCACGCCUCCAUUAGUUUCGACAACGACGUCAAGCUUGGCGAUGUCUACUUCCCGCCCAACUUUUCAACUUUGUCUGUGAAAAAUCGGCCACCUCCAGCGCGCCGGGAUUUCCCUGUCGCCAGGACAGCACCCUUCCAAAGUUUCAGUGCCGCUCUUUCCCCUCCCGGUGCCGCUCACGCUUUCAUGGCAGACAUGCAGUAUGACUCUAGUGAGAACUUGUCCUUUGGUGCUGCUGAAGGCUCCGCCAUGCUUUUCGGAGGCGGGCCGCCACCGCCACCACCACCAGCUCCCAUGAGCGUACUCAGGAGCGUGCGACACGAACCCGCUCAGCCCAAACCUUCGCCCCAGUCCAAGGCCCAACCCAAGGCUGCCGUGAAGGAGAUGGGAAUCGCCGCAGGUGGCCUCAUUACCCAGACCAUUAACCCAGACGCAUAUCCCGCCGACUCAUGGGAUUCUUCGGCGUCCGUCAUGCUGAACUUGCAAAUUCUCGAUGUGGCGUCUUACUCUGCCGUCACCGGCUUGCCAGCGCCCACCACUCCCGUCAAUGGCGAAGAGUAUGCCCGUCACGGCUAUCCGUACUUUGAGAUAUGGAACGAAGAAAAGACUGGAGUCAUGGGCGACUUUGAUGAGGUCAAGAGUGUGGCGCAGAUGGAGAAAGAGCGCGCCCUCGCCGAGGGCAGGGACGUGCCGCCCGAGGAAAAGAGCGUGCCUGUGCGGAUCGUUAAGAUUGGGAGUCAGCCCCGGUGCUUCAAGACAACCUUUCGCCCGCUCGAGGUGCUGACCAAGGAGCUGGAAGGGUUGGCGAUUGGGCCUCAUGACGACUGCGAUCUGUGA
Molecule: messenger RNA, 1728 nt
Organism: Verticillium alfalfae VaMs.102
Lineage: Eukaryota; Fungi; Ascomycota; Sordariomycetes; Glomerellales; Plectosphaerellaceae
Product: integral membrane protein
Exons: 2
Coding region: 1-1728 (575 amino acids)
Source: RefSeq, a predicted model, not a curated record